AUGGUAAGAGUGUAUGCAAUAGCCUUUCGAUCAGCCAAUACUGCAUUAAGCUAUCAGACAAGACUUGCUACACUUGGACUGUACCGCUCACUUUUAAGAGCAAGUGAAAAGUAUGAACAACAUCCAGUGAUUUCAAAUGCGAUCAGAGAGCAAUUCAAAGCAAAUCGACAUGUUACUUCUCGUCCAAGAGUACUUGAAUUACUAGAUCAAGCCAACAAAAUCCAUACUCAUUUACAAAAAGCAGACUCACAUACAACAGAACGAGUGACACAAUAUGUUGCUGAUCACUUCAAAAAGAGACAUCCGCCACAGAAAAAGAAGAGCAAGAAAAGAAACUUUAGGAGACGAAAGCCCUACCAAAAGCCCAUCUUAGUCACGCACUGGACAGGAUACCAAUUUUAUCGUGUCAGGGGUUGGCGACAGCCCUUGAGGACAUCAAUGAUCAUCAAAAAUCUGGUCAAGAGACAGCAAAGAAGGCAGGAUCUCUAUGCGGAAUUGGCGGCUCAGUAUGAGAUGGCGCAGAAGGAAUUUCAGUUUGAAAAACAGUUGGGUAUGAGGCAGUCCUACCAUUGGCUUCAAACACUCAAUCUUAUAAAGGAAGCUAUGAACCGUUGUCAUAAAAGGAAUUUGAAGACAAAAACGAUAGAUCCCGUGAAAAAGAACAUGAUCCUUCAUGGUGAAGAGUUGAGUAAAGAAGAUUUAGAGACAGGAAAUGUUGUCAGUCUGAGACGAAAGAUGAAGAACCAGAACUUGCGACAUAAAAAGACUGUAGAAAAGUUCAAGACAAGAAGUGUUGGAAAAUAA
Molecule: messenger RNA, 804 nt
Organism: Rhizopus microsporus ATCC 52813
Lineage: Eukaryota; Fungi; Mucoromycota; Mucoromycetes; Mucorales; Rhizopodaceae
Exons: 4
Coding region: 1-804 (267 amino acids)
Source: RefSeq, a predicted model, not a curated record